UUCUCCGGGUUCUAUCUCUCUUCUAGGCUUGGCCAAGCACCGCUCCAGACGGCACUUGACAGGGCUGCUGACUAUUCUCAAGCCAUCUGGCUGGAGCUGCAGACUCGGCGACCAACUUUCUCCCACAGCACCUUUAAUCUCAACUCUGCUGCUGCUGCUCAACCAGGCAUACUACCGACUACCAUCCCCUCAGUUGACUCCCUGCCUUCAUCUCUAUUUCGGCGGGUGGAUCAAAUUGCUCUGCUGCGUGGCAGUGGUCGCGUUUUAAUGCAUGAAGUAAUCACUUGUCGAAUAGCAGGCGCCUAUGAUGUGGAUUUUAGGUGA
This is a messenger RNA of Protopolystoma xenopodis, 324 nucleotides long. Lineage: Eukaryota; Metazoa; Platyhelminthes; Monogenea; Polystomatidea; Polystomatidae. The record is from the annotation of a GenBank genome assembly.